This is a messenger RNA of Penaeus monodon (black tiger shrimp), 1368 nucleotides long. RefSeq names its product galactosylceramide sulfotransferase-like. Bases 46 to 1212 code for a protein of 388 amino acids. Gene Ontology annotation, molecular function: galactosylceramide sulfotransferase activity. Gene Ontology annotation, cellular component: membrane. Gene Ontology annotation, biological process: glycolipid biosynthetic process. The record is from RefSeq and is a predicted model, not a curated record. Lineage: Eukaryota; Metazoa; Arthropoda; Malacostraca; Decapoda; Penaeidae. The transcript is spliced from 6 exons.
UCUUCCGGUUGUGAAGUGUUAUCCGCGUUUCCCUCUUUGUUUGACAUGUUUCUUCAAGCUCUGAGAAGACGAAUGAUUUACAUAAACGACAAGAGAGUGAUUCUUCUUCUCCUUUCCUCUUCAUUCUGGAUUAUAUUUUGGCAAAUGUCUUUCGCUGACACUAAUGACCUCGGCGCCGGAGGAAGGAAUGCGUCUGCCCCCUCGUUGGGACUCGGCCUCGGGCCCCGCGGCAACGGAUCCUCCCCGCUCAUGCCCCGCGCGGUCGGCGGCGCCUGCACACCGCGGCACAGGGUCUUCUUCCUCAAGACUCACAAGUGUGGCUCCUCGACUUUGCAGCAUUUAUUCCUGAGAUACGGCAAGAAGCACAACCUCACCUUCGCCCUGCCAGGGUCCAGCAACUACCUGGGGAGUCCUCAGCCGUUCUCGCCGGGCAUGAUUCCGCCGAGUCUCAGGACACGGGACGGACGCUUCGACAUGUUCCUCGUACACACCCGUUUCCAUCAAAGAAAUGCAGAGAAGGUGAUGCGCGAGAGGACAGCGUGGGUGACGAUGCUUCGUGAACCCGCCUCGCAUUUUCAAUCUUUGUGGAACUUCUAUGGACUUCGAAAGCAUUUGAAAAUGAAUCUGAGCGAGUUGGUGGAGCUUCCGUACGCGAAGGCCAACGCCAAGAGACGACUGAAUAAGUUUGGGCUCAAUAUGCAGAUGUUCGACCUAGGCUUCGACCCUACCCAAGUGCCCUCCGAAGACGACCUUCGCGCUGAGUUCGACAAGCUGAACCGACGCUUUGACCUGGUGAUGAUUCUGGAGAGGUUCCACGAGUCGCUUGUUCUCCUGAAGCACCUGCUGUGCUGGACCACGAGCGACGUCGCCUACCUCAAGAUCAACGCGCUGGGCAGCCGAGCCAAGUACAACUUCACGGCCGAGGACAAGGCUAGGGUGCGGGCGCUGAGCACACUCGACGUGGCACUUUAUGACUACUUCUCAAAGCGAUUCGACGACAAAGUCAGGCACUUCGGGAAAACUAAGAUGCAGUGGGAACUUGAACAGCUUCAGAAGGCUAACGAUUUCUUACAACGAAAAUGUUUCGGAAUAACCGAGCUAAAGGAUGAAAAAGUCCUUUCACUUUGCAAAGAUCUGAGAGCAAGGGAAAAGGCUUUCCUCAAUAAUAUGAGAAGAAGGCAGUUGCGAAAGAUCCAGAAAGGUUUGAUGUAGCAUCAGAACGCGCUGCUACGUAAGCCGUUUUUUGUCUUAAAACGCAAGCCUGGCUUGUGUCAGAAAAACACAUAUUUAAAUCAGUCGUAAAUAUUCUACUGGCACCGCUUGUGGUUUUAUCCAGUCUCUGUGUAUAGAUGUGUAUAUAUAUAGAUA